CAUGGAAAAUAUUCUGCAGAGGAGAAUGUGAAGGAGAAAACAUUCUUAUUAAUACAACAGAUGAGAAGCAUCAACGUCAAAGAUACAGCACUGAAUAUAUAAUUGUAGAAUAUUUUCCUGCUUUGUCUGUGAACAUCACACAGCUGAUCAUGUCUGAUGCUGGACAGUACAGCUGUGCUGUGGCUGAAUCUCCAUCAUCAGUUUCAUACCAACAGUUUGAAGUUGUUGUUGCUGAAGCACUGCUGGAUGGAAACGAUGAUCAGCUGAAACACUUUGAUAAAGAAACUGGAAGCUCUCUCACAGUCGGAUGUUCCUUUAAUCCGGCUGGAGGACAUAAGUACCUCUGCAGAGGAGAAUGUGGAGAGCAUGAGGUUCUUCUUCAAACAGAUGGUGAAGAUGAUUUCAAAGACAGAUACAGAAUUGGAUUUAGAGGAACGUCAGAGGAGAAAUAUAAAGGAUCAGGAAUUCUGUAUGUGACGAUCACACAGCUGACUGAGUCUGACUCAGGACGGUACAGAUGUUCUCUGAAUCCAGCUGUUGGUCAAGGUUCAUUCAGAGACUUUGAGAUCAACGUCACAGAUGCAGUCGUCCAGUCAGCCUCAGCUUCUUCAUUUACCACCGAGCAGUCUGAGAAAACAUCUGCAGGUGUGCUGCUGCAUGUGAUCAUCACUCCAUUCAUCAUCGUCGUCGUCGUCCUCUCAUCACUGGCUGUUCUAAUAAUCUGCAUUAAGAGGAAGAGCGACAGAGGUUUGAGGACCAGAGGAAACUCAGAGGGCACAAACAUGGAGGACGUCCACUACGAGAACUGUACUCCAGGUUCUACACGUGAAGACUCGAUCUACCAGAGCCUCGAUCCAGCCGGCAGGGACCAGGACCAGACCUACUCUACACUCACACACCACACAUGAGACUCUCUGGAUUCACACCUGGGUUUGUUUCAGUGCAUCAAAGACACAGUUUGUACACAGACUGGAUGAAUCUGCUGUGAAUUCAUCCUCAGUCUGUACAGUUUCCUGUCUGUGGUGCUGACUGUGUCUCUUGGAAUUUGGAUGCUUAUCCUUUUUCAUUUAGUUUAGGAAGUUAUGAUGUUUUAUUUUUGUUUUGAUUCGUGUACUGUCUUAUUUUCUUUGUUAUGUUAGCCUUCACUGACCCUAAAGAGAAAUUCAGCUCCAUGAACUUUAUCACUUUUAAAA
Molecule: messenger RNA, 1193 nt
Organism: Maylandia zebra (zebra mbuna)
Lineage: Eukaryota; Metazoa; Chordata; Actinopteri; Cichliformes; Cichlidae
Product: polymeric immunoglobulin receptor
Cellular component (GO): plasma membrane
Molecular function (GO): transmembrane signaling receptor activity
Source: RefSeq, a predicted model, not a curated record